This is a messenger RNA of Aspergillus fijiensis CBS 313.89, 432 nucleotides long. RefSeq lists its product as uncharacterized. The transcript is spliced from 2 exons. Lineage: Eukaryota; Fungi; Ascomycota; Eurotiomycetes; Eurotiales; Aspergillaceae. The record is from RefSeq and is a predicted model, not a curated record. The annotation marks the transcript as partial.
AUGCACCUCUUAACCCUCCUCCUCCCCCUCACAACAACAACAACAACAACCGCAACCCCCCUCCCAACUUCCCAAAUCAGACCCGCCAACGCCACAAUCCACAACGCAUGCCCCUUCCCCAUCUACCUAACGCCAGUCUCCUCGACGACACCCCCGGAAACCUGUCUGCCCCAAAACACCACCUGGACGGAACCCUACCGCCACGACGCGCAGACCGGCGGGAUCAGCCUGAAGCUCACCACCGUCCCGAACGGGCUGUACACGGGCGCGCCGCAGACCAUCUUCGCGUACAACUACCUCGAGCGGCCGGGCCAGGUGUGGUUUGAUCUGUCGGAUGUGUUUGGGGAUCCGUUCAGGGGUUAUAAAGUUAGGCUGGGGCCGAUGCCGAUGAUUGUGUGGGAGGAUGGGGUGCCGCCCCGGGGUAGUCAGGUG